This is a messenger RNA of Danaus chrysippus (African queen), 738 nucleotides long. The record is from the annotation of a GenBank genome assembly. Lineage: Eukaryota; Metazoa; Arthropoda; Insecta; Lepidoptera; Nymphalidae.
AUGAAAACCGGACUUCUUUACGGAAUCGUUGCAAACUCAAAAACUCGAAUGCGUUGUGUAUUUUGUGGGGUUUAUAUACCGAAGGCCACGAAAUGUAUUGAAGAGCACACAAAUGGCACGAAACAUAAAGAGAACAUAGAACAAAUGGCUGAGAACGGGAUAAGCUUCAACCAUUACGACGACCAAUUGUACUGCAAGCCGUGUAACAUUAAUUUGGGGGAAGAAGAGUCAGUACCAUCACAUCUUGAAUCCGACACCCACGCAAACUGGAUGGCCGCUAUGGACGACUUAAUAGAAGGUGAGUUCAUCAACGUAGAUGCUUAUCUGGCUGGCGAGAGUGAAGACGUAUAUUGCGAGGUCUGUAAUUGCAAGAUCACUUGUGUGCUCAGUAACAUUGAGGAACAUGUAAACGAUAUACUCCACCGCAGCAACGUAGCUGAGAAACUCAAACCAUCAAAUGGAAUAUUCCCCACCGAGAAAGACGAUGAAUUAUGGUGCAAAGUAUGCAAUCAGCCAAUUGAGAAUACGGCUAGGAGCUUACUCUCACACAUCGAUGAUAACUUUGUACACGUAAUGUGGCUCAUGGAAAUGCAGGAUCUCAUUGAAACCCAUGAAAUAUCUGUACAAGAUUAUCUUAAAUGUAAAGAGGAGAAAAACGCCUAUUGCAACAGAUGCCAGGUCGAGAUCCCUUGCAACAUACAGAGCAUCGAAGAUCACAUUGCGAACGGCGAACACUGA